AUGUAUGUAGUGACGCCUCCUCAAAGAUCCGUAAUUGGAUCCGAUUGUGAUUUACGGGUUUAUCAAACAUGGAAAGGAAGCAAUAUAUUCUGUCUUCAAGGAAGGUUUAUAUUGGGACCAGACGCAAGAUCACUUGGUCUAACCAUAGGUCUCAUUGUGGUUCCUGUUGCAAUCUUCUGCAUCUUCGUUGCUAGUAAACUAAUGGAGGACUUCUCUGAUAGUUGGGGAGUAUCAAUUGUCCCUGUUGCUGUUGUCUUCACCAUUUAUGAUUUAAUUCUUCUGAUGCUUACAUCCGCAAGAGAUCCAGGGAUUAUCCCAAGAAAUUUGCAUCCUCCAGAGCCCGAAGUUCUUGAUGGCAAUGCGGAUUCAGGGACAAGCCAAACUCCGAGAUUGCCUCGCCUUAAGGAAGUAGAAGUUAAUGGAAAGAUAUUUAAGGUCAAGUACUGUGAUACCUGCAUGCUCUAUAGACCCCCUCGUUGCUCACAUUGUUCAAUUUGCAACAACUGUGUUGAAAGGUUUGAUCAUCACUGUCCUUGGGUUGGUCAAUGUAUUGCCCGAAGGAAUUAUCGAUUCUUCUUCAUGUUUGUCUUCUCCACGACUCUUCUCUGUGUAUACGUGUGCGCCUUUUGCUGGGUUUAUAUAACGAAGAUAAAAAACUCUGAAGACAUAAGCAUCUGGAGAGCAAUGCUCAAAACUCCUGCUUCCAUUGCUCUGAUAAUCUAUACAUCCAUAUCGAUGUUUUUUGUUGGAGGCUUAACAACUUUCCAUCUCUAUCUCAUCAGCACAAAUCAGACUACAUAUGAGAACUUCAGAUACAGUUAUGACUGGCGUAGCAACCCACAUAACAAAGGAGUGGUUGAUAACUUCAAAGAAAUCUUUUUUUCGGCGAUACCUCCUUCGAAGAAUAACUUCAGAGCUAUGGUACCGAGGGAAACUCCAAUGCCGUCAAGAUCAGCUGUUGGCGGAUUUAUGAGUCCAAACAUGGGAAGAGCAAAUGAUGAGAUUGAAAUUGGGAGGAAAGGUGUGUGGGCAAUGGCUGAACAUGAUGGUGAUGACAAAAAUGGUAAUAACAAUGAACGGUUUCAUGUUAAGGACAAUGAGUUAGACGAGUUAUCAUCAGACAUUAGGAUCGCAAUGGACGAUGGUGAACAAAUCGAUAGGCCAAACGUUAACCCGACGCCCUCAAGCUGGGAAAUGUCACCAGAAGUUAUGGCCUUAGCAGCAAGAAGAACUUAG
Messenger RNA from Arabis nemorensis, 1236 nucleotides. The record is from the annotation of a GenBank genome assembly. NCBI's taxonomy places the organism in Eukaryota, Viridiplantae, Streptophyta, Magnoliopsida, Brassicales, Brassicaceae.